This is a messenger RNA of Bombina bombina (fire-bellied toad), 1884 nucleotides long. It is a transcript of the gene FBXO22, whose product is annotated as F-box protein 22. The transcript is spliced from 8 exons. NCBI's taxonomy places the organism in Eukaryota, Metazoa, Chordata, Amphibia, Anura, Bombinatoridae. The record is from RefSeq and is a predicted model, not a curated record. Gene Ontology annotation, molecular function: protein binding. Gene Ontology annotation, biological process: positive regulation of proteasomal ubiquitin-dependent protein catabolic process; protein polyubiquitination; regulation of skeletal muscle fiber development. The coding region runs from base 1 to 1698 and encodes 565 amino acids.
AUGGACAAAGAACAGUUCAUCAAUGAGGCCAAAAGACAGUUGCUAGAUGAGAAACAGUAUUUCCAAUUGAGGAAAGACCCCACAGAUGAAUUCAGAUUUGAAUUGGAACAUCUGUUAGAUGAAGGCAGGGAAUUAGGAUUAUUUGAUGAUGAUACCUUCAAUUAUCUACAAGUAAAAUUUCCCAUUAGGCCUACUUUCAAUCACUUGCCCAAGGUACAUAAACCUGGAGCAGAGGCUCAAGGCAGACCUAUCAUUAGUGGGAUCGGCUCACUCACAGAAAGGCUCUCACAAUGGCUGGAUGCAAUACUCCAACCUUUUGUGGAGAAUCUACAGAGCCACCUAGUGGAUACAAAACAUCUGCUCAACCUUCUAGAAAAUGAAGGUUGGAAUGCAAACAAUUUAUGGUUAACCAUAGAUGUUAAAUCGCUCUAUUCUUCCAUACCUCACAAACAAGGGAUAAAAGCAGUUAGGCAUUUCCUGAGGUUGAUUUUAGUUAUUACGUUUUUGUCAGAGAUGGAGUCGUUGGGAGAUGUAAACCGGGAAUCCCGCAUAGUGAGCAGUCUGGACAACCAGGGACACUGUAUACUUAGUACACUAGCAGAGGUUGUGGAGAGAGUGAUGAGCUUCCUUCCCAGCAAGGCCCUCAUGAGAGCAGCCUGUGUCUGUAGAUUAUGGAGAGAUUGUGCACAACGCAAGAUGAAAAACAGACAGAGGGUGACUUGGAUCUCCUGCUCCCAAACCAUUGUUUGCAAAAGACAGUAUCAUUCAUUUGUUGAGGUGGUCAAAGAAGAGAUAGAGAAGUUGUACGUGGUACCUGAGACAUUUCUAUAUUUUACAGACUCAAACGCUUCUGUCACUGCCUACUGUGGAACUAAGAGUAGAACUGAAACUUCAGUUACACUGAAGAACAUUUUACCAAAAGAGUGCAAGAUAUUGGGCCUAAUCGCCCCAGGGAUUGUAGUUACUCCCAUGGGAUCAGCUAGUAACCGUCCUAUAGAACUGGAGGAAGGAGUAGCUGGUGUUGCACUUGUUUUACCCAAAAUUAAUGGGGUAAAGCUCCAGAAAUUCAAUUUCCGUAAAGACAACAGAAGAAGGGGGUUUGAUGAAUGUAAACUUGAAGAGGCGGGCCUUAAAAACAACCCAGAACUGAAAGUGGUUCUAAUUUUUGGGUACAAUACAUGGAAACCUGGAGCUAACCGUUUUCUACACCAGGUGUUAAACCCUCUGAAUGAAAAAAGCAUAAUAAUUGCAGGGGGACAGAUCGACCACCUGGUAUACUCAAGUGAAAAGGCACAAGAUUCUGACCGUAUUGGUAUUGCAGGACUGUCUAUUAGUGGGCCUCAGAUCCAGGGGGCCACAGUGCUUCUAGAUCAGUAUGUGUAUGAUGAGAAGACAGCGGACUCUGCUAUGCAGCGUUUGAAAGCUGCAAAUAUCCCAGAGUAUAACAGUGUCGGAUUCAUGUUUGCUUGUAUUGGCAGAGGAGAACAGCAUUACAAGAAGAGUAAUGUAGAGGCAGAUACCUUUCGAAAACAUUUUCCCAAUGUACCCUUGCUUGGAUUCUUUGGCAAUGGUGAGAUAGGCUGUGACCGGGUUGUGAGUGGGAAUUUUACUCUACGUGAGUGUAAUGAUGUGAAGGAUGAUCUACUGCAUGGAUAUACCACAGUAAUGACUAUCAUUCAUUUUGGACCAUCCAAGUAGCUUCCACCACUCACAAACUAAAUUGUGAGCUAAAAAACUGUUUCAUUCUACCACCUAUCUUGGCCUAUAAACUAAAGGUGUGGAUAUGCUGUAAUCUUAUAGCUAUUAAACUGGCAAAUAAUCUGGAAUUUCUGUUUCAUCUUCCUUAAAAAAUAAAAUUUAAUUUAGUGACUACUUUUGUAAAAA